AUGGCUGCGGCAAAAACAAAAAGCAUCGAUGAAAUAGACGACAUAGGGGAGAUGUUUGAGGCGAUGGCGGCGCUUGACAUUUCUUCGAAAGGGUUGCAAACGCUGCAAGAUAUGAAAGAUCGAGUAAAAUCUACAAUACACCAGUCUUCAAAAUCACCCAGUUGGAGUGCAGGUCAGGUAAGAAUGCUAUAAUAAUUCACAAUUUCAGUUUGUCAUUUGCGUGUUGUACUGUUUGACAAGAGCAAAAUAUUUUCCAUCAUUCGUUUGCGUUGCUCAUAUAAUUAACUAGGAGUACGAAAUCGAUUACGAGUACGACUUUGGAAUUUGGAGCUUCUUGUAUCCCCAAGAGUAAUUGUUAGAAUAUUAUUGGCGAGAUAGUUAAGUAAUUACAGUACUGUGCAAGAGUAUUGAAAGCGAGAUUCGCCGAAUUUCGUCCUUUGCUCUCGCGAAAAUUCAACGAAAGUUCGCCACGAAUUUUAGCUAAAGCGCCUGCGAUUUUUCGUUGAGUCAAACGAAAUUUCAUUUUCAUUUAACGAAAUUUUGCAUCCAGCGAAGUGAAAUUGCGUUUAGCUGAAAUUUCGUCGGAGCGAUAAAUCGCACCCGUGAUAUAUAUGUGAGGUACACGAGUUUCACUGAGUGGUUUGCAAACUGUUACUCGUGCUCGAUCUCGUACUCAUUGUCCACUGAAUCUAAAGAACAUAUUAGGUUCCUGGCGCAUCCAUUGGGAACAUAGGUUAUUCGUUAAUGUGUAGCUGAUUACCCUUUAUCAUAUACAUGACUGCGAAAUUGUAGCUUAUAUAGGAAAGACAGUACACGAGCUGUUUGCUUCAGCUGUCCGUCCUCUGCAAGCAGAUUAACAUAUUUGUGGCGGACUUAGCUUUUGCCCGUCGUUUAGCGAAGAACCAGACACUAGUGUGCGUAGAACUAAAAAAAAGGGGAAAUAAUCAUUCUUUCUAGAAACUUGACUAUGACGCCUGAUAUUUCGUUUUAGUUUCAAAGAAGUUAGGGUUUAUAAUUACGUACUACUCCGAUUGCAUUUGACCCUUCAUUCUGACUCGAAAUAUCAAAUGGCACAUUCUUUAUUACCAAUGCGUUAUUCCUUUAUAUCUAUGCAGAAGUCUAUAGUACCUUUAACAGAAAAUUGAAUAAACUAUGACUUUAAGUUUGAUGAUACACUUUUUCCUGGACUGAUGAAUUGGUUAUAAUUCAGUUUUGUCUUGUUUUUGUUUUUUUGUACUUCUUCCCCCUAGGCGUUUUCCAUCUUGACAGAUGCACAAGAAGAUGAUAUAAAGAAAAGAACAAUUUUACUGAGUCUUUACAUUGGAGCCGAGGAAUUAGUUAAUAAACUGGACUCCAAAAUUCGCGCCCUGCUACAGCAGAGUGUUGGUAAUUUAGAGGAGAAGAUUGAAAAUCACAAACUGCAACUGACACGAAAGGAAUACUUUGUGCUUGUGGCAGGUCAGAAUCACUUUCCUUAAACACUUUAACAGGAGCCGAGCGCCCUUUUAAAUGAGGGUAAAAUAGUAAGUUAGUUCCCCAACUAACCCUUUUUAUUCCCUGAGAAAAAAAAAUAUUUCGGUUUAGGACGGCUUUGAGGCAGGUAAGAAUAGAAGGAUUUUAAACUUAAACUUAAUCUAUGACUUUAUCGGCGAUUAUAGACGAUUGAACAUUAGCUCCUAACGUUUUUAAUAGCGGAGCUCUGGCGCGCGAAGCGCGCCUGCGGAGCACCAUCGGUAAGUAAAUCUACCCAUCCCAGAAAAUUUGGUAAUCACGUGACCGUACACCGCCGGCUGGCCCACCCGUCCACCCGUCCACCCGUCCACAGGGAAACCAGUGUUUAAUCCUCACACUUUCUAGCCAGUUUGGGAGCGCAGGAAGACUGAUAUUGCACACAUAUAUUGCACAACACCGCGGCAAAACGUCUACGCAUGCGCCAGUUUGAGCAUUUCCGGUCUCUUUUUUGGUCACAUUUUCCAGUCAAAUCAAAGUCUCCCGCGCGCGCUCAGAUUCAUUCUGUGUGCAUGCAGCUUGUGGUUCAGUUGUUCUGCUUCAUGCUGCUCGUGUUUUUGACUAUUUUGUAUUUAUUGAAAUUGCUUUUAUGGAUAACCAGGCACAGAUCACUGAAACAAUUAGUCGAUUAGAUUCAGAAAAGGUAAGAUGAUAAUAACUCAGUGUUUAAUUUUGGCUAGAGCGUCCGGGUAAAUUGAUUUUCAUUCACGAAAACAAAGUUUUUGAUUGUUAUUUUUCUCUUAACGUGGCUGAAACUAAGACAUAAAAAGUAUUUUUGCAAGCUUGUGUAUUGUAGUUCUAAUUUUCAGUUCUUCAAUUUCUCAGUCUUCAUGUCUUAAAGCCGAUUCGAGCUUUAUUUGAAAAACGACAACACACAAUCGCUUUGUAGUUUUAUUUACCAGUGAGUUUUACCGUGUAGUUUGAAACGAAACUCUUCAGAGUUGAUUGCCAUGAAACAUAAGCUUAAUUAUACUGUUGAGGUUGCCAGCAAGUUGACAACUCUAAAUAUUUUUUUUCAUUCUCAGAAUCAGAGAGCGAAAGCUGGUUCGAUGGCUUUUAGAAGUUGAAAUUUUCAUGCCAUGUAUUUAGCAGCUGGAAGUUUCGUGUUUGCAAGAGAUGCAGCCGAGCCGCACAGUCUGAAAUUACUGAAGUCUUCAACCAAAGAACAACCAUGUAAAAGAAUUAAAUAGGCAUUUUGUUGAAUGAAAAUCAUUUAUAGGCAUGUUUAGUUUCCCGGCACUGAAAGCUCCGGGUGUUCGUGGCUGUAGUCAUCAAAGUCGAAGUUGUUAUUAAAUCCAGCCUAUCUUUUGUUUUGAGUUCUUGUUUUCUCUGAUAAUAACAUUAUUGAACGGGCUAAACUUUUUUUUCCUGGUUCUAGUGUUAAUGAUAAUAAUGACGUCUUUUUUUUGGUUUCUUUCAUAAGUAUUGAUAUUCUUUUCUUAGUUAUCGCCUUCUCCACGAAAUUAACUUAUGCCAAACCAGUAGCAUGCAAGAAAGGCAUUAAAAACAAAUUCGUCAUGUCGAGCGCUAGCGACGUUCAAACUUCAAACAUCAUUUUCACCGUUGGUGCAACCAGAUAACCAUGUGGUGCAAAAGUUUGACACUAGAAAAAUAUAUAAGCUAUCGAAUGAAGUGAUUUUUAUUCCCCCCCCCCCUUUUUUUGUCUGUUCCUCCCUUUUUGCUUUUAAACUUGGUGCGACGGCAAAGUUAUGCUUACGCAAUUGGUUUAUAUACUAGACCGGAAAUAAAAAGCUGACCGGAUGUUAAAUUUUGUGCUCAUGCGCAGUGCGUUUUGCCGCGGUGUUGUAUUACACAUCAAUGUUGUGAUAAGUUGACAGCUGUCAAAACAGGGUAUCCGCUGACCAGUAUCACCUGACCGUCUCGCGGGCUCAGGUGUCGACCCAUCGAGGUCGAAUAUCUUUUUGAAGUUAUCCGCUGAUAAGUUACUAGUUUUCAAAUGAUCGCAGGCUCAAGUUUUUUUUCAAUUCAUAUGAAAUAUGUUGUGUUUUGUAUGUGCCGCACAAUUAAAAUGUUGAUUUCAAACUGACCUCGGAAGCUAAAAUUCAGCCAGUUUUUACAGGCAGGGAAGACAUGCCAGUUGCUUUUGACUUUUCUCACCAAGGUCACGCGUUGGUCACGCUCUACGUCCAAUUUUUAUGCUCUGAUUGGUCAAAAUGUGACAGGUGAGUUCAUGCGGAAAAUUUAUGCAGCAUCUUGAAACUUGUUUACUUUGCUGAAGCUGACAGAGUUUUGUGUCAGUUUGUGAUGUUUUUAACUGUCUUUUUCCACUGGAUGUACAAAAUGAAAUUCAGCUGCUAUCAAGAGUCUUCUGUUAUUCUGGCUAGUUUUUUUACUGGGUUUUUGGUUGAGAAAUACGUCGCUUGUCAACGUCGGAAAUCCGAUUUCGGACGGCAUCGUUUUCGUUUUUCACCUUGCUUGGUGCGUAAGAGGGUUGAAAAGGCUGAAGCGAUUCUGGCCUUACUUAAUAGUCUUCAGUGCAUCUCGAAUGGUAAGCCUGAGUAAUUAUUGUAUUUGACGUUUGUUUUUUAUAUCUAAUUUAAUGAAGUCGAGCGUAGUUUAUGCGGCUAUUUAGUUUAUGCACGUUUUUAAUUGUAAGAUUUGAGACAAUGAUCUGACCGAGUGUCAAGUUUGAUUAUAAGUUUAUAGAACUUUAAAAAGCCUUUAGACAUUUUCGCACCGCAAAUAGAAAGAAAACGUUCCAAAGAAUAUUUAGUUAUAAUUCUGGCUGUAAAAGAAAGCUUUGAGCGAAUUUCUUGCCUCGAGUUCAUCUUUGAAAAAGAACACACCGGGAAGCCGGCUUACAAAAUGAAAAACAUAAACAAGGAUUUUCAGAGACACCUUAAUACUUGUGUCUUCGUGAAUGAAAAUUGUUGUCUCUGUAUGUUUCACCGCGCUUGGCGCUUGUCAAAAGUGAGAACCGGCUAGCAGUAUCGGUGAUUUUGGAAAUUUUUUUUAACGGUUUCGCUAAAAGCCCACACGUGCUUCGAUCGUCCUGAAUAUUGAGUGAGUGCAAAAUUGUGAAGUACUGCAUUCUGUCCGAGGUCUGUAUAAUAAAAACUUUCCCUCAAAAGUCACAUGAAUGUGCUCUAAAGUUAACUGAAUUGUGGAAAACAAGUUCAUUGUUUCAUUUAAUUUAUAAAUUCGAGUUAAUAUAUAGGAGCUUCGCUUUUAGCCCUGGCUAAUUAGCCGUUUGUUUAUCCCUCGCACGCACAUUUUGAGACAAAUUUAGUGACAUCAGUUUCCAUGGUUACAAGUUAUGACGUCAUAAGUAGCAGGUGGUCAAGGCAAUUUUUAGUUAAAAUACACUUUUUUUAAGUAAAGCUCGUGGAUAAAAUAGAGCAAAGUACUUAUUUAUGUGUUAUUUUACAUGUCAAGCAUAAAAGUUACCAAUUCUCGCCUUUUUUACCCGAUUUCUAAUUAUUGGUAAAAUCCAAGGUGGCGGCCAAGAUGGCGACCAUGCGUCACAGGCCUUCACCACCCAUAAAAUAAACCUCAUCCUUGAAGAAGAUCAAAGGCUUUCCUCUGAAGGUAAAAUCUAUUCGAAUUACUGCAACAUAUCAAAAACUCUAGGGAAGGGGUUCCAUCAAGCACCCUCUUGUAGUCCUUGUUCCACUGGGGGGAUAUAACUUUGCGUCUACGUCCUAGAGUUGAGUUUAUAUAGAGCAAAUAUGAUAGCUUUUAAUACUGUAACUUUACACCUUUGCAGGAGAGACGGGAUCUGGGAAAAGCAGCUUAAUAAAUCUUAUUCUCGGCGAGGAGCUUCUUCCAUAUUCUGUUUUAAGUACAACGUCUACCAUAUGCGAGCUCAAGUUCGGAAAGGAACGCAAAAUCGUGGCUCAUUUUAAAGACCAGGAUCGGCCAGAAAAGAUUAUCCUGUUAAAGGAAUUAACAGAACAGGGCUAUCUUCAGCAAAUUUCUCCUUACGUCCAUGUGAAGACUGAUCGAGAAAGGGGAUCAGUUUUCAAAAAAAUCGAACUCUUUUGGCCUCACAGUCUCUUGGAGGUAAAUCGAUGAUAUUUCAAUCCUUGCACCUUAAUUUUGUUACUAUUUUAGAUUCGUCUUCAUUUAUAAUUUGGGUCAAGGAGUUGGCCAGUUGGUUUUCGCGUUUUUAUGUUCAUGGGCAUUGGUUUUGGUUAGUUUAACUUGGACGGAAACUUCGUCGCCCAUUUAAGUAUUUCUACAAUAUACUUUGAUAUAUAUUUGCUAAGUACACCUCUGCAAAUAAAUAAACAAAACAAGUAAAAAAAUAACUACAGGUUGUUAAGUUGUAAUCUGGGCCGGGUUGUUCAAAGCUGGGUUAAAAUAACUCAGGGUUAGUUUGAAAUUUGAAUUCAGAUAUGAAAGCUUAAAAAGUAAAUUCAGUUUAAUUCUUUUUGUCAACAAGUUGAUGAUUGGAUGCUCUUUAAAAUAACAGAGAUAAUUAUCCGAGAAAAUUCUUUUGAACGUACAAAUUAAAGAAAAAGAAACCCGGGUUAAAUUUAACCCUGGGUUAAGCGCUAAUCGGCCUUCAAACAACUGAGCCCUGAAGUUUAUUUAUACCCUUUUUAAUCUCAAUCUGGUGAAAAAUAAAUCCAUCAUUUGAGAAAAAGAAAGAAUUUCCCAUAACAUGCUUAAUUUACAGAAAAGUGAGUUCUGAUUAAUUAAAUCGACUCAGUAAUCGUAAUCAACAUUUUUUUUUUUUUUUCGUAUGACUGCUUUUUUCAUCUUUCACCAUCCCAAAAUACUGCAAAACUCUAUGGAAAACGGUCUUGACAGCAAAUCUCACCUACAAUACUGUUCGGACUAUACUGCCAGAUAGAAUUCUUGCGCUGAAGUUGCUUGAAGUUCCUGAAAAAUCGUUUUUGAGAUCAAUUCGAAAAACGUUUAGAACUGGGGUUUUAAAGCGACCACAACAGUUUGCACAAGCUAAGUGUCCAGCCCCCCUAUUUUGAAGGGCAGCGAAUGCGCAUGACUAAAGAUGUGGCUCAUUCCUCGAUCCCCCCAAAACAGAUGGAGCAUAAUGCAAUGCUUCAUGGGGCCGGGUUCUGAGUUAAUUCGAGAAUUCGCCCAUACGCUACUUUGUAAACCCCACAUUUUCCACAGGAUCUGGCGCGCGUUGCUAAAAGUUGAGUACAUUUUUAUCACCCAAAAACAUUAGCCUAAAAAAAGUUGUUUACGUUGUCGUUUGUGUAUUUUAGAAAGGAAUUGUGAUAAUUGACAGUCCUGGAAUUGGCGAGUCUGAUAUUAUGGACGAGAUAGUCACACGGUACCUUCCCCAAGCGUUUGCUUUCAUUUAUGUGAUCAACAGUGCAAAUGCAGGCGGGGUUCAGAAGGACAGGGUACGUAUGGCCCAAUAUUCGCCAAAUAAUUUUCCGCGUUAAAUAUGGCAUAUAGUAUAGUAAAGAUGGACACUUGCUCUUCAGACACUAAGGUGAAUAGUAGUUAUAUUAGUAUACCUCUAACGUACUAAAAAGUUAUUUCAUUAUUUAUUAUUAUUGGAAGGAGAAUUUUCAAAUGAUAUAGUCUCCUAAGCAGUCUUUGUCUAGUGAGGAGCGUUGCGUGGCGACAAAGCGAAACCUUUUACUGUAGUUAAAAUUUAUUUCAAGAUAAUUUACUGAAAAAUAAUUUGCAUCUCAUCUCUAGAUAAGCCAGAUAAGCUUCUCUACCCGUAACACUUUCAAUAACUAUCUCCUUACGACUUUCAGGUCUGGAGCUUCAACAAAAGUCUUUUUUCCUACUCUAAAUUCAUAUUGCCACAUUUUUCAUCCAAUCUCCGUCAUAACUGCAAAGAUUUGUGAGUGAAAUUGUUGUUCCAAAAGCGAAGCUCAGUAAAAUUUAACAGUUAAUUUUUAGUGGCCGUAAGGAAAUUAAUGUGUCAUUGUUGCUCUUGCAAUUGCAGCUUGAGAAAUUAUUAGAGGAAGUCAGAAACAUCUCUCUUGAAAGACAGGGCGAAUUGCCGUCCAAGUGCGCUUUGUUUGUGUGUAACAAGUGGGACCAAGUCCCAGGGAAAGAAGUAAACGAGGUGAAGAAUCAUGUCGUCAAAAAACUUCCAAGAUGCUGGCCUGGCGUUGAACCUGAAUCACAGAUCACACAUAUGUCAACAACGAAAGCCAGUAAAGCUCAGGGCCACGGCUACAUUACAAAUGAAUUUUCCAAUUUGAUGAAUGGCUUGAGGCUCAUGGUGUUGAAGAGUAUUGAAGCCAGGCUGGAAAUUCAUUGGAAGUAAGCAUCAGUGUAUUUUCUCUGAUAUACUUAUCGCGUUGGUCAGAACGCCUCCUAAUCUUGUUGUUCUGUUACAAAGCCACAAAUUUCGAGGUGUCGCGGUCGACUGCCGAUUGACCGUCCCCACUGAUUUUAUCAGGGGCAUCGUAGUCAUAUAGACUAAGAUUGUUAACCAGGUAAUUUCUCGUUAUAUCAAGCGCCGUAACAAAAAUGGGGCAUUCAUUUGUAAAUACUCAAAUUAGCGCCGCGGUGCUUAUUAGAGAACGGCGCUUAUUAAAUUAUUUUCGGUAAAGGUGCGGCGCUAAUUCGAGAGCGGCCCUUAUUCGAGUGGCGGAGCUUAAUCGAUCAUUUACGGUAAAUUUAGACAUUUUAGAAGGGGUACUCUGUUUUUCUUUUACGAAAUUAUUCAAAUUCUUAACGUCAUAUCUCAGUUUAUAUUUAUUCGAGAUAUUGGAAAAAUAUUCAGCUCCCAACUUCCCUUGAAUUUUUCUCUCAAAAAUAAUAUAAGAAUUGAAAGAUUCAAAAGUUUAAGAAUUAACGAAUGAAUGACGUCAGAGUAUGUGACGUCAUAAUUUGACAAAUAGCAAUUAAUGAAUCAGGCUGAGUAGGAUAUGAAAAAUUAAGCAGAUCGAGGAGGGUGAGGGUGGCCGAAGACCGAGGUGGAUAACACCCUCCGAGAUCUGCUUAAUUCUUCAUAUCCUACGAAAGCCGAAUUCAUUAAUUGCUAAAUGUCAAAUUCAAAAUAAUUCCUAGUUUAAAAAUAUAGCUAAAACAUGUUUACCUGCAUCGAUGUUAAGUUCAUCUUCGAUAGUGUACGUUUAGGUUUGUACAGCUCCGCAAAUAUUCUCCAAAUAGCAGAUGUCGCCCUCCGAGUUGUCUUCUUGCUGUUUUGCCAUGUUUUUAGCUAUUAUUUCGCCUUGUUCUAGCUGUAGUUCUUACUCUUUAAACGAGUGAAAUGUCCUCAAUUUUUUUUCACAACCAAAACAACUCAACCUCGUCCCCAGGUCUUCUCGGUUAAUGGUGCAUUACCCUGUAGCGGGCUGCAUUUUUGACGUCAUUUUCGCGUUAAACGCAAAAUUCUUCCAAAUUUGGUCAUCAGUAACUAGUUAUGGUGAAUUUUGCGCGUGCUUUUAGCUAAUCAGAAUUGGGGAAAUAUUUUGAAUGAAUAAUAAUUGGUGUUAUCCAAUAAGCCAAUUUGAUUUGCCUUAUGGUUUAUAUUUUCACGCUAAGUUUGGUAAUGAAAGAGCUAAAGCCAAAAAUAUUUGGUAAGAAUUAACCCAAAUUGUCACGCUUUGAUGAGCUUAUUCGGCCCCACAGUGUUCAUCUCAAAAAAAGGCGAACUCAUGUAAAUUACGAUGGAUUGUUUAGUCUGUGAGGCUAUCAAAUGAAAAUUAUUGUUGUUUUAUUUUUUGUUCUCUCAUUUAGAUGGUUGGAUUACCUUCUUUCGCGAAUAAUCUAUCAGGCAAGAGCCUUCGUAAUGAAUGCCUCCAGAGAUCGCGACAAAGUUAUCCGGGAGAUGGGGGAGAUUGUUAACCGUCUAGAAGCGAUUGAAGAACAACAAAGUGAAGUCGUUGCUGACCUUCAUCAGCACCUGAAGACACGUACAAAAGUCGCUUUGCAGAACCUAUCCGAGUACCUCUCGUCGGAAGAAGUUAAAGUCCGCUUUAUCUCAUGGACAUUAGACGAAGUACCAAGAUCAGAAGACUCCUGGGAAGUAACAAAAAACGAGAUCACAAAAGCGCUAUCAAGACGGCUCCGAGAAUUCAUAGAGCAGUGGGAAGAAGAUAACAAAGUGUUUACAAAUGCUCGUGCUUCCCUUGUGGAACACUUUCAGACACGCUACAAUUUUGUCGAAGGACAGUUGCGGAACCUUGAGAGCGCCAUCACUGCUGACAGCAUUAGUUUUAAAGUCCAGCUUUCACUAGAAACAAAUUUCUCCUUGACUGAAAAAGUUAUCUUCGGCGUCACAAGUCCAAUCUGGGUUCCACUAGGUUUAGUUGCUUUGGUGAUUGGCGUUCCUAUUUAUGGUAUCAUGGUUGUUAAAAGCAAGUUGGAGGAAAGAAAGAAAAUAAAGAAUUACGAAGAGGACAAGUGUGCCUUCAUGAGAGAAGCGUCGGCAGUGUAUCUUGAAGACCUUAAAGAUAAAGAAUUGCUGAAACCUUUCGUAAAAGAACAAAUGAAAGAAGCAAAAGUCUGCCUCAAGCAGAUUGAAGCCCGUCUACCUGAAUUGAUAGAGGCAGACAAGAUGCUAUGCAAACAACUUCUCGAGGAAAGACGCUCUCAGAAAGACAUAAAAGAUCGCUACCAGCCAAUAAUGGACGAAGGUUCUCUUAUCAGAGGGACCCUGGCAGAAUUUGGGUUCAAAGAAGUUCGAGCCACUGAUAUCGCUGCUGAUAAUCUGAACUGGAAACAGGAGGCUUCUUCUUGUCUCGGCCGCGGUGCAUUUGGAGCUGUGUACCAAGGAGAGAUGAAAAGAGAUCAAGACUCCUAUAUCGUGGCCCUGAAGCUGUACAAUGACGUGCUCGAUGCUACAAAUGCAAGCCUUUUUAUGGCUGAAGUGCAAAUUUUAAGGUGAGAAAAUGUCUCAGUGAUUCUGUGCGUUUAUUCUUAGUUGCCGAUAACUGGCGGACAAUUGAGCAGUGUAUUUAACGCAUGAGACAUAAGAUAAACGUCGUGUUAGGGAGACAAAAUGAAGUGAGAUGAGAUAAGAUGAGAAUUGCUUGUAUCGUGGAGAAUGGCAACGUGUGAGUCAAAGUUAAAGACGCUUUGUCUUAGUUUAAAUCAGCCACACACCCAAGAAAAUAUAAGUUAAUUGGUGGCGUCUUUAGGAGAGCGACACUGCGGGGCACAUUUUCUGUUCAAGCGUCAAAAGUUUUACCAUCUUGCUUUUAUGAUUAAUGCUUAACUGAUGGAAACUUUUGAGUCUUUGUUUGAGAGAGUCAAAUCAACUUAGUAAAUAUAUAAAUUAAUUAAGUAAAUUUUUUUGUUGUGACUCUUAAUGAAAACGUAUUAAACCUUCUGAAAAUGGAACUAAUCUGUGGCCUGAAUUGGAUCUUUAUUCCCCGGAGGAGAGGUUAAAUAAAGCCACUUCAGAGACUAUACUUUUACUCUCUUCACUUUUAGAAAGCUGAACCACCCUCACAUUGUUAAGUUUUAUGGCACUUCACUGCUGCCGGAUCAGGGUUCUGUGAGAAUCAUUCUGGUUUUAGAAUGGUGCAAAGGAAACCUACAGGACCACAUCUUUAAAAACCGUCAGUCAAUUCCUGGGAAAUCAAAAAGAACUGAUGCCAUCCAAAAUGUCCGUCAGUGGGUCAAAGAGAUCACUGAUGCCCUGGCAUACAUUCAUGGACAAGGGAUUGUUCACAGAGACCUAAAGCUGGAAAACGUCUUGGUAAGAUCCAAAGUGGUGCUUUAUCUUCGUUCUUUGAAUUGCUUAACAGGCCAAAAUGUGAAUAGUGAUUCCGCAAUAAAUGAGUCAGGAAAAAAAAUAAGUGUACAUUUAGAAGAUCAAAAAAGAAGUUACGGCUGCUAAAUUUCAUUAUCGAUAAGUCAAAAUAGGAAUAUUUUAACAAUACAUAAUAUGCUAAAUAUUUAUACAAACUAUAACUGGCAACACGAAACUUUAACAAAAAAUCAGGAAAAAAAAAGUUAAGCGAACCUCUUUGUUAACGUUUUACACGUUUGUAUUGUUACUUUUUUUAGUGCAUAUAUUUAUGUAUGUUUAGCAUAUUUUUGUCUUGACGUCGUAAUAUGGCAAGCGUUAAAAUGUUGGUAAUUUUUUAAUUUAUGUUUUUUUCUAUUCUCUUAAAAAAUGAUUUUACACCAUGUCCUACAGUGGAUUUGAAUAAAGAAAUCCUACUCUAAAUUUGGUUUCUGUUUCCUUUGAAGCUGUCAGAGGAAAACUCAGUGAAAGUUACAGAUGUUGGCAUAUCUAAAGCAGCAGUAGACAUUACUGGUACCAUCGCUGGAAGCCCUGCCUACAUUGCACCAGAAGUGUUCCAGUCUAAGGUGUAUGACAGCAAGGCAGACAUCUACAGUCUUGGUGUAAUGUUGUGGGAGAUCUGGUACGGAGAUCGAGCGUUCGCCAAAACUGAAUCAGUAUCACUAGAAGCUUUCUUUAGUAUGGUGGACAGCGGGUGUCGUCCAGAACUCUUAGAAGACCACCUGGAUCCUCCUCCUUGCUGGCAAGAGCUCAUGAAGGAGUGUUGGGAGGCGAUGCCAGAGAAGCGUCCUUCAGCUAAGCAAUGCCAUAAACGAGUUUUAGAGUUUUUUUGA
This is a messenger RNA of Porites evermanni, 12006 nucleotides long. The record is from the annotation of a GenBank genome assembly. Lineage: Eukaryota; Metazoa; Cnidaria; Anthozoa; Scleractinia; Poritidae.